UUCAAGUUUAAAAGCCACCGUCAUGCUUGAGCAGACUCUCAAGGCCAUUGGCCUUAUCUGGAUCCUCUAUUCUGCCUACAAAUUCUACGACGCCAUUGCGAUAUGGAUUCUCCCUUCUGUAUCACUGAAAAAAUAUCAGAGAAAGGGCUCAUAUGAGUCCUGGGCACUCGUUACCGGCGCCUCCGCCGGCAUUGGACUGGGAUGCGCGCAAGAACUCGCGCUUCAAGGAUUCAACAUUGUUUUACUGGGUAACAACGAGGACGAACUGGAGGACGCCCGCGCUCUCAUCGAAUCGGAGUGUCUCCGUCGACACAAGGACGAGAUCGCCGUCCGCAUCCUCAAGGUCGAUGCCAUCACCAGCACACCCGAAAAGAUACAGGCUGCUGUCGACAACAUGGAUGACUUGAAGAUCACUGUAUUGGUCAACAACGUCGGAGGUGUGUCCGCUCGGCCGCCGGCGAUCUGGCAUCUGCAAGACUUCACUGCCGAAGAGGUGGACGGCACUAUCAACCUCAACGCGCGAUUCAUGGCACAAUUGACCCGACUUAUGCUCCCAAUCCUCGCCAAGAACGGUCCUUCUUUGAUGCUCAACGUCAGCUCCGGCGGCAGAAUGGGAAUGCCUGGCGUGGCCGUGUACUCUGGAACUAAGGGUUUCGUUUCUUCCUUCAGCAACGCCAUCGCGAGAGAGAUGAAAGCCGAAAAGAAGAAGGUCGAUGUGCUUUGCCUUGUGGUUGGCGACGUGAAGACGCAGUCGAACGCUGUUGGCAUGGCACCGGGGUCACCAGACGGCAGAGAAUUCGCCAAGGCCGCCUUGAAGAGAGCGGGGAGAGCAACUCAAAGGGGCAUGCUGGAAAUGACGCCUUGGUUCAAACAUGCAGUCCAGUUGGUACUCUUCGAUUGUAUGCCUGAGUGGAUGCGGAUGAAGUUCAUGUCUGAGCUGUUCAAGAAGAAGAUUGAGGCUCAUAAGAAGGGUUACGGUUCUCAUUAUGCUUACUCCUACCUAGAUGCCACGCGUGUAAGUGUGCGGGGCCCCGCACGUGGAGAGAGGGCGCAUUAG
Messenger RNA from Colletotrichum scovillei, 1057 nucleotides. RefSeq names its product 3-ketoacyl-CoA reductase. Gene Ontology annotation, cellular component: endoplasmic reticulum. The coding region runs from base 23 to 1057 and encodes 344 amino acids. Lineage: Eukaryota; Fungi; Ascomycota; Sordariomycetes; Glomerellales; Glomerellaceae. Gene Ontology annotation, molecular function: oxidoreductase activity. The transcript has 2 exons. The record is from RefSeq and is a predicted model, not a curated record.